This is a messenger RNA of Sceloporus undulatus (fence lizard), 558 nucleotides long. RefSeq names its product artemin-like. The transcript is spliced from 2 exons. NCBI's taxonomy places the organism in Eukaryota, Metazoa, Chordata, Lepidosauria, Squamata, Phrynosomatidae. Gene Ontology annotation, molecular function: glial cell-derived neurotrophic factor receptor binding; receptor tyrosine kinase binding; growth factor activity. The record is from RefSeq and is a predicted model, not a curated record. Bases 1 to 558 code for a protein of 185 amino acids.
AUGGCAACCCCCCAACUCAGCAUCGCAACCAGAAAUUGGGAGCAACCGCUGGAGCGUGGGCACUGCCAGCCCAUGCCCCCCAUGGAGAAGGCAGCUGGGGAAUCCCCAUUCCUGGCCAACCGGAAGGAACUGGCAUGGGACAGCAUGGCCAUCCCAGGGUCCAGUGGCUCAGAAGCGCUCAGGGCUGAACGCUCCCCAGAAAGUGCCUUCAAAGUCUGGAGAAGAUCCAGGAAAACAGGCCGUGAGAAGCGCAGCCGCGACUGCCAGAUGCAAAGCCUGUUAGUGAAGGUGGGGGAUUUGGGGCUCGGCUUUGAGUCGCAUGAGACGGUUAACUACAAGUACUGUGUCGGGACCUGCCAUGCUGAGCGCAGGAACUAUGACCUCGCCUUCAAUAGCCUGCGUGCGCAAGGUGCCAUUUCAUCUGGGUCUGAAGACCGCCAGUUCUCCCGUCCAUGCUGCCGGCCCACCUUCUACGUGGACAUCUCCUUCCUGGAUGUCAGCAACGACUGGAAUAUAGUGGAAGGAGUCUCGGCGGGGGAGUGCGGCUGUGUGGGUUAG